AUGGCCUUCGACCUAGAUGCGUGCAUUGCCACGUUGCUGAAAAAGCAGCUUCUCGGCGAAGCACUGCUCAAAGAGAUUUGCGAGAAGACAAAAGAGAUCUUGAUGCGCGAAUCCAACGUUGUGCACAUCUCGGCGCCUGUUACUGUCGUCGGCGACAUUCACGGCCAGUUCUACGAUUUGAUAGAGAUCUUUCGAAUCGGAGGCUACGCACCACAUACCAACUACCUGUUUUUGGGCGAUUACGUCGAUCGAGGGUUGUUUUCUGUGGAAACCAUCUCACUGCUUACAUGCCUGAAGCUACGAUAUCCGGACCGAGUGCAAUUGAUCCGUGGCAAUCACGAGUCGAGAGCGGUGACGCAAACCUAUGGGUUUUACACCGAGUGUCAACGCAAGUAUGGAUCUGCCAACGUAUGGACUUACUUUACCGACAUGUUUGACUUCUUGACACUGUCGGUGGUGAUCGACGAUCAAAUUUUCUGCGUCCACGGUGGCCUCUCUCCUUCCGUACAGUACAUUGAUCAAGUCAAGAUCAUCGAUCGCUUUCGCGAGAUCCCACACGAAGGACCCAUGGCCGACUUAGUAUGGUCUGAUCCCGAUCCGGACAAAGAAGAAUUCGCCAUCUCACCGCGUGGUGCAGGCUAUACGUUUGGCGCCUCAGUCGUAAAACAUUUCCUCCAUCGCAACAGCAUGAACCACAUCCUACGCGCCCACCAAUUGUGCAUGGAAGGCUUCUCAGUCCUCUACGACGACAGACUUUCAACCGUAUGGAGCGCGCCAAAUUACUGUUACCGUUGUGGAAACAUGGCUAGUAUCCUCGAGGUGUUCCCCGAUGGUAGCAAGCAUUUCAACACGUUCGAGGCCGCACCCGAAAACGAAAGGGACGGUCCGAAUCAGCAUAACAUGAAUGGUGGCCCCACAGCGGCGAACGGUGGCAAACAUGAAGCCGUCGAGUACUUUUUGUGA
Molecule: messenger RNA, 963 nt
Organism: Mycosarcoma maydis (corn smut)
Lineage: Eukaryota; Fungi; Basidiomycota; Ustilaginomycetes; Ustilaginales
Product: putative serine/threonine-protein kinase PPG1
Exons: 1
Coding region: 1-963 (320 amino acids)
Biological process (GO): peptidyl-serine dephosphorylation
Cellular component (GO): FAR/SIP/STRIPAK complex
Molecular function (GO): protein serine/threonine phosphatase activity
Source: RefSeq, a predicted model, not a curated record